CUUUUACAAUAUAUAUAAAAGGUAUAAAAAGUACUAAAUAUAUAAAAAGUAUAAAAGAUACAAAGGGUGCAAAAGAUAUAAAAGGUAUAAAAGAUAUAAAAAGUACAAAAGGUAUAAAAGAUACAAAAG
Messenger RNA from Dentiscutata erythropus, 129 nucleotides. The record is from the annotation of a GenBank genome assembly. NCBI's taxonomy places the organism in Eukaryota, Fungi, Glomeromycota, Glomeromycetes, Diversisporales, Gigasporaceae.